GGCCAGACCGAAGCCGUCCCCCUCUCCACCCGCUCAGGCUUCCCGGAUCACAGACUUCAUGGCUCCUUCCUCAAGCAGGAGAAACAGAACCAGCGAAUCCAACCAUCAACAAAUAGAAGAAACCAGCGUCACGGUUACGCUUACUUCAGCAGCCAUGGAAAAUCCUCCUGAAGUUCCUGUUCCUAGCAACACAGGAGAAGCCCACACGGAAGCCAUGCUGGAUCCACUCAGUGUUCUGAAGAAGUACUUUGGUUAUCUCAGUUUUCGCGGGAAUCAGGAAGAAGUAAUCAGAGCGGUUUUAUCAGGGUCUGACUGCUUCUGCAUAAUGCCGACCGGAGGUGGCAAGUCGCUGUGCUACGAGAUCCCCGCGCUGAUGAAACUGGGAGUCGUCAUCGUCGUCUCUCCGCUUAUUGCUUUGAUGCAGAAUCAAGUCGAGUCCUUGAGAAAGAAUAAUAUUCCAGCGGAGUACCUUUCAUCGUCCAUUUCGGCUGCAAAACGGGGAAAUAUUCUUGCAGAUUUGGGAAGUGGAAGGCCGGCACUGAAGCUGCUGUACGUGACUCCGGAAGCAGUGGACACCCACACCAUCAUGAGCGUGUUCCGGAAGCUCAACGACAGGGGGCUGCUCAGCCUCUUCGCUGUGGAUGAGGCUCAUUGCAUUUCGUCAUGGGGGCAUGACUUCCGGCCUGCGUAUCGCAAGCUCUCCACUCUUCGGCAGCAGUACCCCAACGUUCCGAUCCUCGCUCUCACUGCCACAGCUGUCGCGAAAGUGCGAGAGGACAUUGUGUCAUCGCUCUGCCUUCGCAACCCUACGACCCUUCUGUCUUCCUUUAAUAGACCCAACAUCUACUAUGAAGUCCGCUACAAGGACCUCAUAGACCCGUACAAGGACUUGCGGGACACGCUGCUAGCGUCCCAUGAGCAGUGCUGCAUCAUCUACUGCCACUCGCGCAACACAUGCGACGAGCUCGGCUGCUGGCUCGCACGCGACGGGCUCAGAUGCAAAGUAUACCAUGCAGGCCUGUCAGCCUCGGCUCGCACGAGUGCACUGGACGAGUGGUCGCGAGGAAAGGUUCCGAUUAUGAUUGCUACCGUCGCCUUUGG
This is a messenger RNA of Closterium sp. NIES-67, 1101 nucleotides long. The record is from the annotation of a GenBank genome assembly. NCBI's taxonomy places the organism in Eukaryota, Viridiplantae, Streptophyta, Zygnematophyceae, Desmidiales, Closteriaceae.